This is a messenger RNA of Cynara cardunculus var. scolymus (artichoke), 2814 nucleotides long. RefSeq names its product sucrose synthase 7-like. The transcript is spliced from 15 exons. Gene Ontology annotation, molecular function: sucrose synthase activity. NCBI's taxonomy places the organism in Eukaryota, Viridiplantae, Streptophyta, Magnoliopsida, Asterales, Asteraceae. Bases 1 to 2715 code for a protein of 904 amino acids. Gene Ontology annotation, biological process: sucrose metabolic process. The record is from RefSeq and is a predicted model, not a curated record.
AUGGAUUUGAGAGUAGCAGAUAGUUUGGUCGAUGCAUUGAAGCAAAGUCGGUACCAUGCAAAGAGAUGUUUUGAGCGGUUUACUGCUCAUGGACAAAGACUAGUGAAACCACAGGAAUUGAUCUAUGCAAUCGAAAAAACGAUAGAUGACAAGCAAGAAAGGACAAAGGUUUUAGAGGGUUCACUGGGGCAAACAUUGAGUUCGACACAGGAGGCAGUGGUGAUUCCACCGUACGUUAUAUUAGGGGUAAGGGGAAGUCCAGGACGACGGGAGUAUCUACAGGUGAAUGUCGACGAUCUUUCAGUUCAACCGAUUACACCUCCACAGUAUUUGAAAUUCAAAGAAUCCCUCUACGAUAACGAGUGGGUGAAGGAUGAAAAUGCAAUCGAAGUGGAUUUAGGAGCCUUCGAUUUUGGCAUGCCUCAUCUAACCCUCACUUCCUCUAUCGGCAAUGGGCUCGACUACAUUUCAAAGUUCACGACUUCAAGGCUCGGCGGCCGUCUAGAGAACGCGAAGCCAUUGCUUGACCACUUGCUAACCCUAAAUCAUCAUGGAGAGAAGCUUAUGAUCAAUGAGACAUUGGAUACGGUUUCUAAGCUCCAGAAAGCAUUGAUUGUUGCCGAUGUCUACUUAUCGGCGCACCCGAGAAACGAGCAAUUUCGUUCCUUUGAGCAGAAGCUUAAAGAGUGGGGAUUCGAGAAAGGAUGGGGAGAUACCGCUGAAAGAGUCCAGGAAACAAUGAAGAUCCUUUCAGAGAUUCUUCAAGCUCCGGAUCCAAUUAGCAUGGAAUCGUUCUUUGGCAGACUCCCGGUUAUAUUCAAUAUUGUCAUAUUCUCCAUUCACGGCUACUUUGGACAAUCGGACGUUCUUGGAUUGCCCGAUACCGGAGGCCAGGUUGUUUACAUUCUUGAUCAAGUGAAAGCACUUGAGGAAGAGAUCAUUCGCCGAAUAAAGCAGCAAGGACUGAAUGCGAAGCCUCGGAUUCUCGUGGUUAGUAGACUGAUUCCCGAUGCACAAGGAACCAAGUGUAACGAGGAGAUGGAGCCGAUCUUGAACACUAUGCAUUCCCACAUCCUCCGGGUUCCUUUUCGAACUUCAAAAGGCGUUCUUCGGCAAUGGGUUUCCCGUUUCGACAUCUACCCGUACCUUGAACAAUUUGCACAGGAUGCUGCAUCUAAGGUGGUAGAAGUGAUGGAAGGCAAACCAGAUCUUAUACUUGGAAACUACACAGAUGGGAACAUUGUGGCAUCUCUUAUGGCUAAAAAACUUGGAGUAACACAGGGAACGAUUGCACACGCGUUGGAGAAGACCAAGUACGAAGAUUCGGACGUCAACUGGAAAAAAUUCGACAAAAAGUAUCAUUUUUCAUGCCAAUUCACAGCGGAUUUGAUAUCGAUGAACGCUGCGGAUUUCAUCAUCACAAGCACUUUCCAAGAAAUUGCAGGAAGUAAACAAAGGCCUGGACAGUAUGAGAGUCAUGCCACUUUUACGAUGCCCGGACUUUGUAGAGUUGUGUCGGGAAUCAAUGUGUUCGAUCCAAAGUUCAACAUAGCAUCGCCUGGAGCAGAACAAUCGGUUUAUUUCCCAUUCACUGAAAAGGAAAAGCGAUUAACGUCCUUUCAUCCUGAAAUCAAAGAACUGCUUUUCAAAAAAGAAGAUAACGACGAGCAUAUGGGAUAUCUGGCGGACCGAACCAAGCCGAUAAUCUUCUCAAUGGCGAGGCUUGAUACAGUAAAGAACAUAACGGGAUUAGUCGAGUGGUAUGGGAAGAACAAAAGGCUCAGAAGUCUAGUAAACUUGGUUGUGGUCGCAGGGUUCUUUGAUCCAUCUAAAUCUAAAGAUCGGGAAGAGAUGGCGGAAAUCAAGAAGAUGCACGAAUUGAUCGAGAAGUACAAACUUAAGGGUCAGAUCAGAUGGAUAGCGGCCCAAACCGAUAGGAAUCGCAAUGGAGAACUAUAUCGUUGUAUAGCUGAUACGAGGGGGGCUUUUGUGCAGCCCGCAUUGUAUGAAGCUUUCGGGUUGACAGUUAUCGAAGCAAUGAACUGUGGGCUCCCAACUUUUGUAACAAACCAAGGCGGGCCAGCAGAGAUCGUAGUUGACGGGGUUUCUGGAUAUCACAUUGAUCCAAACAACGGAGAUGAAUCAAGCAACAAGAUUGCCGAUUUCUUUACAAAGUGCAAAGUAGAGGAAGAGUUUUGGGAUCGGGUGUCUCGAGCUGGCCUUCAACGCAUUUACGAGUGCUACACAUGGGAAAUCUAUGCCAAAAAAGCGUUGAACAUGGGUGCGAUGUACGGCUUUUGGAGGCAAAUAAACAAAGAGAAUAAGCAAGCGAAGCAGAGAUACAUUGACCUCUUGUAUGAUCUACAGUUCAAGAAGUUGGUAAACGCCAUAGAAAUCCCAGAUGGUGCGACUACUAAACCUCAAGAACAGGUCCGAACCAAACCAGCAAAAUUAACACAACUGACAACAACCAGUGAAACUGCCAAACCUCCAACUGUGGUACCUCAAGAACCGGUGCAAGCCGUGGAACCAAAAGAAACACGGCCACCACAGACCAUGUUGACCAAGCCUGAUGAGCCAACACCAAGCAGGGAGCCAAGUUUAGGGUCGAUCCGACUCAACACAGUGACCACUGCAGGAAAACCGUUGCUUGUUAUUGUCUCUGUGAUGAUCAUGGUCUAUGCAUCUAAGAAUCUGUAUAGGUAUUUCAAAUAGGGAAUUGUGGUUGCAUAAUGUAAAUGUGAUAAUAAGGUGACAUAGAUUGGUAACCAUUACCGUUCAAAGAGUUUAUAAAUAAAACAAGAAAGUUUCUAA